This is a messenger RNA of Puntigrus tetrazona (Sumatra barb), 2269 nucleotides long. RefSeq names its product rap guanine nucleotide exchange factor 3-like. Gene Ontology annotation, biological process: Ras protein signal transduction; positive regulation of GTPase activity. Gene Ontology annotation, molecular function: guanyl-nucleotide exchange factor activity. NCBI's taxonomy places the organism in Eukaryota, Metazoa, Chordata, Actinopteri, Cypriniformes, Cyprinidae. The record is from RefSeq and is a predicted model, not a curated record. Gene Ontology annotation, cellular component: plasma membrane. Bases 202 to 753 code for a protein of 183 amino acids. The transcript is spliced from 8 exons.
CGUAACUAAAGUCGGCGUGCUUUGCUGCAGGUGGAGUUGGUCUACUACGUUUUCGGACGGGAAAAAUUCCCUGGAGCCACGACGGCUAACCUCGAGCGGUUCGUGCGUCGCUUCAAUGAGGUUCAGUACUGGGUGGUGACGGAGCUGUGUCUCUGCGAGGAUCUGGCCAAGAGAGCCAUACUACUCAAGAAGUUCAUCAAGAUGGCUGUUGUUUUUAAAGAUCAGAAGAACCUGAACUCGUUUUUCGCAGUGAUGUUCGGGCUCAGUAACAGCGCUGUACAGAGACUCAAUAAAACAUGGGAGAGACUUCCAAACAAAACCAAGAGGAUCUACUGUGCCUAUGAACGACUGAUGGAUCCAUCCCGUAACCACAGGGCUUACAGACUGACUGUAGCCAAACUCAGCCCUCCAUACAUCCCCUUCAUGCCCCUACUGCUUAAAGAUAUGACAUUCAUCCACGAGGGAAACAAGAACUACACGGAUAAACUGGUCAACUUUGAGAAAAUGCGCAUGAUUGCCAGAACAGUGAAGACAGUUCGAGAGUGUCGAAGUCAGCCUUACGUGCCUUCGUCUCCACAGAAAGGCUUGACGGAGAGAAUGUUCUUGGAUGCCCAAGCUAUCCGACUAUCAACGUACUCAGACCAGUCCCUGACCCUGCGCAAUGCAGCCAACGUGAGACAGUACAUCCAGAACCUCAAAGUGAUCGACAACCAGAAGAAACUAACUCAGCUCUCCAGAGCCAUAGAGCACUGAGACGCUGCAAGACUGCCUUCCUUUAGCCCGUCCUGCUCCAUAUUGGAGAAAAAAAAGGGAUUGAUGGAAUCCAUGAUUGCCCUACGUGUGGUUAAUUGGUGUAAAUUCUCACAAACGUCGUCAGCCGGUGCUACGUGGACUGCGCAAAGCCGAGCAUUGGCUGGGAAAACGCUGACAAUUUCCUUUUGAUGCCUUAUCAGAAGUGUUCUGAUCUGACUGCUGUGACUAAUAUGUGCCGUGUCCGACACAAUACUACACCAUGAGCUAAAGAUUUUCACUUUAGUGCUGCUGGCAUUAACUGUUAUUUCUAAAAACUGUGUACCAUGGCAUUGUUGAUUCAGAUUAGAGUUCCUCUAUCUCUUCGCCACAUUGUUCCUAAACUAGCGACGCUCGCUUGGGCUGCUUUUAGAAGCAUGUUGUUGUGUGAAGAGAAAAAAAAAACUGAAUAAUGUCUCCGUGAGUGAACAUUAUAUAGACAUUUUGACUGACACUUGAGUCUGGAUCAAUGAAUUAUUGAAAAUGAAAGCACACAGAUGCGGUGAUUUUCAGUAAAUCUAUGGUCUGACAGCACUUAUUCCUUAUUUAACAGUAUUGUGGCCUGUUUUGAAUAUUAAGCUUUAAAUUUCAUUGUGAGCAAGCACUGGAGAACAACAGAUUGUACAGAUCUAGUACUAGCUGCUGUAUAUAAAAGCUGAAAACCACUAAGCUAAAGCAGUACUAUGAAGAGAGCACAGUUUUGUAGAAAUUAUAUAUAAAAGUAUAUAUCUUAUGCUUUUUUUUUUUUAAUGAAGUGUUUAUUUUUAUAUAAAUAAUUUAUUGAACAUUUGUGGUGCUUGUUUAUUAUUGUAUAUCGUUUAUCCACUUUCAGUUUCCAAUUUCAUUUUCAAAAUUAUUUUCACAAGUCGGCAAAGAAAAGUUUAAAAAAAGUUGUAAAAAAAACUGAAAGAUUUAUUUUAAAAUGCAAACUAAAUACAAAUAAUUACUUGAACAUCCCUCUGAUUCUCCCCAAUAUGGGGCGAUGAAAUCAGUAUCAGCUGAAAAUUAAAAUAAUCUCCUCACCAAACAUAUUUACAACUUAAAACAAAAAAAACACAAACGGGGAUUCGGGGCAGUUAAAAAAUAAAAUAAAAUAAAUGAAGACAUACCCAGUGUUUCCUCCCGCUCAAAAUACAAAAAUCUCGAAACUAAAAUCUAAAUUUUGGAGGAAUAAAUAAUUUUUGAUAAUGUACAAAAGAGAUUCAAAACAUUACAAAGGAUUCAAGUGGAGUCUGUCAUUAAAAAUCUGGUCCUUUUUGUCAGUUUCUGUAUUUUUUAGACUACAGCAUUACGCUGUCUUUUAAAUUAUCUGAACAUCUGGGCUAAUUUCAACCCUCAAACUGGGUGUUGUCUUCAAAUACUCCUUAUUUCUGAGAACUUCACUAAAAUAAAAUGCACAUGACAAAACAACUUGAAAAAAAAAAAUACAAUAAUAUUGCACUUCCAUACAGAUUUCCUACAAAUCCCACAGUUCCAGCUG